UGUGGUCUAACUAAAGGGUCUUCAUUUAAUUAAAUAGUGUUGUGCGCGGCUAACGCAGCAGCUAACGUGAUCUGAAUCAGUAUUAAAGUUUAUCCAGCUGGAAACAUGAACAUGUUGUUGAACAAAUUAGACCACAGGUGGAUCAGGCUGACCUUGGGACAACAUUGGAUAACAGCUUCGGUGUCUUCAAAGCUCUCAACGAUUCCUCCACAACCUGUGAUCCCCUCCAAGAAGCCGUUCAAAGUGGAGCUGGUUGGUGGAAAGCGGUAUUCGUGGUGCACAUGUGGACACAGCAAGAAACAGCCCUUUUGUGAUGGAGCCCACAAAACCAAAGCCCAGGGCCUGUCCCCGCUGCGCUUUGUCCCUGAAAAGGACUCCACAGUCUGGCUGUGUGGCUGCAAGUACACCAACAACCAACCUUACUGUGAUGGAACGCACAAGCAGGACUUCAUCGUGUCUGCACCACUACAUGGACAAACUGACGCUUGAGGAGGAGGGAGGAGGAAACUUUGAAUUGCACAUUUAUGCUGCUGCUGAAUCCACACUUUGUGCACAUGUAAACAGUUCGACCACAAGUGUUUGAAUCUUGUGUCUUGUCAGUGUUUCUUGCCUGAAAGGGAAGAUAGUCCCUCCUUUCUGUGUCAUAUUUUAAAGGCAGUGUUGCUUGAUCAUGGGAUAGCUACUGUAUGGGUAAGGGUAUGAAUUGUUCUGAAUCCACUGAAAGAAGAAAAAAACAGCAUGCAGAGGUUCUAUACUGUGAAGUGUUUACUUGAAGAAAGGUAUAUAUAUAUAUAUUUUGUCCUACAGAAUCAGUGGGGAGAUGUGACAAUGAACUGAUCUCCAAUAUCUGCCAAAAUCUGCCAAAGUGUAAACUACACCUCUGGGUAUAUAAUAUAUAAUAAUAUAUAUGUGUUGUCUUUUCUGUAGUCUUUAUGGCAAUGUUUUAACAUGUGACACUUUCCUUGUUGAAUUUAAAGAAAUAAACUACUGUAAUACUGA
Messenger RNA from Labrus mixtus (cuckoo wrasse), 999 nucleotides. RefSeq names its product CDGSH iron-sulfur domain-containing protein 3, mitochondrial-like. NCBI's taxonomy places the organism in Eukaryota, Metazoa, Chordata, Actinopteri, Labriformes, Labridae. The coding region runs from base 106 to 489 and encodes 127 amino acids. The record is from RefSeq and is a predicted model, not a curated record. Gene Ontology annotation, molecular function: 2 iron, 2 sulfur cluster binding. Gene Ontology annotation, cellular component: intracellular membrane-bounded organelle. The transcript is spliced from 3 exons.